Messenger RNA from Tuber aestivum (summer truffle), 1332 nucleotides. The record is from the annotation of a GenBank genome assembly. NCBI's taxonomy places the organism in Eukaryota, Fungi, Ascomycota, Pezizomycetes, Pezizales, Tuberaceae.
GCCACCUUGGCCCACUCCGCUCGAGAACAACAACAACACAAAAAAACCCCCCCGAAAAACUCUACUAUAACCUCAUAGCUAUCAUACCGCCAGUAUCUAGCUCUUUACAAUCGCCGCUAACAUGUCUUCCCUCUGGUUGACUAAGAAGCGGAAGACUGAACUUGUCGACUAUGCAGAGCAACUUGGCCUUCGGUACGAUCACUCUUGAUCUCGCAUUCCGGAUCUAUUUGCGCGUCGCCCAAGAGCGCAGCUAAUAAUUUUGGAAAACAGUGUCGAUGGCUAUCUUAAGCAUGAUAUUGAGAACCUGCUCACCGAUUAUCUGGACACUCAUUCCGAUGAAUACCUGAAUGACCCCACUUUCAGCGCAUACUACGACACGAUAGCUACGCGGUCCCCCGUGAAGCAUACUCUAUCCGUAGCGGCCGUUCCUGACGCCCCUCUGACGCGCUCAACUAGACGGAGAACUGCGCGGUACGCCGUUGAGAGUCUCACGGAGAACGCUUCUACGUACGUAUCCACCCUUCCUCACGGCUACGUCGAUUCCAGCCUGACCAUCGCGAUGGAACCGGCAGUGCGGAAGAAGAGAGCCCAGAGCCCCGCUCAGCCGAGAGAAAUUUGAGAUCCGGAUCUCGCUCUCUCUCAACUCGCACCCCUAGGAGCGUGCGAUCGCUUCGUGAGGCGGCACAGGUCCCCCUGCCACCGACCCCAGCUGCUAUCGCUGAUGCGAUCGAGAGUGGCACCAAUGCCAUCAGGGAGAGCGCGAAGAAGGCGGUAGAGAAGGUCGCCAUUCAAGACAAGGCGAUCAGUCUACGCGACCGCUUGUCGAAUGUCGUUUCCGUGAACGCCGUUUCGUUGGCGUAUGAAGCCAUCAUCUUGCUGUCUCACCUGAUCCCCUUCACCUACACUGCCAAGAUACCCACGAUACCGUUAAUUGAGAAUUCACCGAAACUCUUCCUUUUGCCGGAUCUCUUCGUGCUCUUGACCGCGGGUUUUUGGGGUCCGUUUGCGACAUGGCUGGCUACAGCCAUCUUUAUUCCCUUGGCUAACGCAUAUUUUUUCAACUUGACGGCAACCGCUGCGGCUACUGCUCGUUCGAGUUCCGAUUCAGUUAUGUAUAGGUCGGCCGAGGAGUACAAGGCGGACCCUCUCGCUUUUGCCGUGACCAAGGCUCUCAUUGCCUACUUGGUCCAUUACAAGGGACUUGAGUUCAUGGGCCUAUUCAACCCGAGGAAUCUAGCGAUCGUGGGAGGAAGCGUCGGCAGAGAGACACAGUUGAUCGGAGCGGCCAUCGCAGGUCUUGCAGCUCUCUGGGAGUCAAUUCUGAAGCGAUAG